CCCCCUCCCACCUUACUAGCUCCGCCUCUCUCAUUUACUCCAGAAAUGAAAAAAGCUAGCUUCUUCCGUAAGCCCUCGCCGUGAAUUUGAACCGGGAACUUCUUGAUUUUCGAGAGAUGAGAGCUCUAGGUGAAAGCGAAGACGCCGUCAUCAUCGAAAAGGCGUAGAAGGCCGGAGAAGCGCGUGUUAUCACCGUGAAUUGUCCUGACAGGACCGGUUUAGGGUGUGGCAUUUGCAGAAUCAUCCUCGAUUUCGGGCUUUAUAUAGUAAAAAGAGAUGUUACAACCGAUGGAGUAUGGUGCUACAUAGUUUUGUGGGUGGUUCCUCAUUAUGAAUCUCUGAUAUUGAGAUGGUCACAUUUGAAGAACCAGCUUGUAUCUGUAUGCCCAUCUUGCUCUACCUACUUGGUUCUCAAUUUGAUGUCUCCUUGUCCUGCUUCAUCAACACCUGUUUUGUUUACUUGUUGAAGUUCUUCUGCCUAGACCGGAGAGGACUCUUACACGAUGUUACUCAAGUACUAGCUGAGCUUGAGCUCUCAAUCCAAACCGUGAGGGUCACUACUACACCAGAUGAGAGAGUUUUGGAUCUUUUCUUCAUAGCAGAUAACAUGGAUCUUUUACACACGAAAAAGCGCCAAGACGAGACAUUAGAGCAGUUUCGUUCUGUCUUGGUUUUGAUAUUUCUCUGUGUUUGCGGCGAAGGAUAGACACAGCAAAGUCGACGGAAGAGGGAGGAGGAUCCGUAUCCCAAUCAUAUGCGCAGCUCGUGUUUUCCAGCUAACGAGCCACAUACAGAACCUUCGCGAGAACGAGAACAUUUGUAACUGGUUGGAUGCUUGGAACAACAGUUCUGAUUCCAUCGGCUCUUGUUCCACAAAUGGGAGGUCGAAAUGAAGAGAAGGCAAAGCUGAUUCAAACAAUACUCUUUGUAGCUGGAAUAAACACAAAUGUUGUCACCAUCGCUAGAGCUAUUGAGUUACCUGAUGCUAUGGAGAAUGCUGGUGCUGCUCUUAUCCGUGAGAGGAGCUUCAAAGCUAUCUCCGUCGCUGCCUCGUCGUCGAUGAAGGGUUGCAAAAACCGGAAGCUAACGGAGAAAAUCCUGGAGCAAGCCUAUGCGCAGCAAAAGGAGAUGGAGAAUGAAGAAAACGCCGAGAAAACACCCAUGAUCGCCUCUUUCAAGCAGGCAGUGUAUGGGGUGGAAGAUUCUAUCGAUGAUGAUGUUGAUGAAGAGUCCCAGAGCGAACUUGAUUACCAAAAUGUGGCCAUUAGCGAGACUGAAGAGGAGAAGUUAUUACUAGAUGCCUUCUUUCACAAGGAUGGAGCUUCAAUAGCAAAACGUCUCUCUAAUGCCAUUACUAAUUCUGUCAAGGAGCUUCAAGACAAAGAAGAUGAUGUUGCUACAGUUUCAGCUUGUGGUGCUUCAGCAACUGAAUUUUAUCGAAAGCUGGGAAAGUUUAUGAGUGUAUACACAAUUGGGAAAAUGCCGAAAGCUCUUGACCAUGUUACUAGACAGGAGAACUGGGCUGAAUUAUUGAAGUUGACUGAACCAGAGAACUGGUCCGCUAGUGCCAUGUACAAGGCUACAAACAUGUUUGCCUCCAGCAGCAAAGCUGGGCGCUUCUAUGAGCUUUUUCUUCUUCCUAGGGUGAGAGAGGAUAUCAGAAAACACAAAAAGCUACAUUUUCACCUCUACCAAUCUUUGAAGAAGACGCUGUUCAAGCCGAGAGGAUUCUACUGUGGAAUAGUAAUUCCCCUUUGUAAGUCUGGGACAUGCACCCUCACCGAAGCUGUAAUUAUAGGGAGUGUAAUGCAGAAGUGUUCUAUUCCUGAAGUUUUCUCAAGUGCCGCCUUGGUAUGUUUGGCGGAGAUGAAGUUUCUUGGCACAACAAGUUACUUGAUGAAAGUUAUUCUGGAGAAGAAGUAUGCUCUGGCGCAUCUAGCGAUAGAUGGGGUCGCUGCACACUUCUUGAGGUUUCAUAAGGAGACAAGUGUUAUGCCCGUCAUUUGGCACCAAACUCUUCUCGCAUUUGUGCAACGGUACAAGCAUGAACUAAGAAAGGAAGACAAAAAGAGUCUCACAAGUCUACUUGAGAGGCAAAAUCACAAACUUAUUACACCUGAAAUUGUGAGGGAGCUUGAAGGUAGCAGAAACCGCGGAGAGAAGGAGGAUCAUUCGCAUUCAGCUUCUACGAUCAACAACAAGCCGAUCAAAGAAGACUUGUUUGACAUGCCACAAGUUCCAAUGGAAGAAGAAGACUAGUGAUUAUCUAAUUUUCAUAUUGCGAUUUUGGAAAGGCUCAGACCGGACAAAACUAUAUAGAAAUUUAUUGAAUCAUACUAAGCAAACCUGAGCUAUAUGGAAUCGAACCGAACUAACUGAAAAGAUUGAAACUAAAUUUUGCUUGUAGUCCAAGAAAGCUGCAUGGAGCCGCCGUCGAUCUUGUUUGCCGGUUUGCAGGAAUCGGGAUUGGAUCCGGAAACCCCGAGAGAUGUUCCGGCUCAACAACAUAUAUAUGUUUUAGAAAAAAAAGUUUCUUCUAAAA
Messenger RNA from Thlaspi arvense, 2542 nucleotides. The record is from the annotation of a GenBank genome assembly. Lineage: Eukaryota; Viridiplantae; Streptophyta; Magnoliopsida; Brassicales; Brassicaceae.